Molecule: messenger RNA, 6152 nt
Organism: Mya arenaria
Lineage: Eukaryota; Metazoa; Mollusca; Bivalvia; Myida; Myidae
Product: adhesion G-protein coupled receptor G6-like
Exons: 26
Coding region: 49-3276 (1075 amino acids)
Biological process (GO): G protein-coupled receptor signaling pathway; cell surface receptor signaling pathway
Cellular component (GO): membrane
Molecular function (GO): protein binding; G protein-coupled receptor activity
Source: RefSeq, a predicted model, not a curated record
CACUUAAAGGCGAGCAACAAGAGCCUAAAUGGAGGCACUCGGCCGAAUAUGAUGUUUCAUUUGUGGCCAGCAAACAUGAACAAGGAGGACAAAACACAGAGAGCAAUGCUCCAUUUUGUUGGAUUAGCCGUGCUUCUCUGUGGGGUUGUUGAAAGCAUCAACAUAUGUUCCAUGCGUAACGGCUCAACCACUGAUUGUCAAAUCGGGGGCAAAGUCUAUAACUGCAGUUACCAGCGCCUGACCACUGUCCCAUUUAUUGGGCCGGGAGCUGACAAGGAAGUCUGUUUCCUGGAUCUCUCUCAUAACCAGUUGGUGGAAGUGAAUGAUGAGAUGUUUAACUUUCUGCCCAACUUGCGAUUGCUGGACUUGAGAUGGAACAGAAUCAAACAUGUCAGUAGAUACGCUUUCUUCACAUUGCCUAUGCUCUCAACGGUAUGGCUUACUGGUAACAACAUCGAAUGCGGAUGUGAAGAGAAACGUGUGGAGUCUUUUAGAAACAACCUACGUGUUAGAUAUGGGAGAGACCUGCAAAUCGAUGGCUUCUGUGCAGAUGGAAGUUUUCAGUGCUCAGAAGACAUAGUUCAGGCCAGUGCCACGUGCUACACAUGCCAACAAGUUGAAACUAUCAGUCAGUGCUUACAAAAGCAACAAUGCGCAAAUGAAAAGGGGGUAUGUUUCUCAGAAAUGGAAUAUAACGGACAGAGCCUCACCUUUUCGGCAGGAUGCAAAGACUACGAGAAUUGCAUGACGGAUCUUCAUUUGACAUGCACAGACUCCUCGGCUGGCAAAGGAGGCACACUCUCUGCCAACUGUAGAUUUUGCUACAAGGGGUCGCUGUCAAAUAAUAUUGUUGUUCCAAAUUUUAUAUCGAAGUACACCAUCGGUGGAAAAAUAACACUGUCUGCAAAGGUAAUGCCCAGAACAGAGAACUACACAGCAGAACUUAGAAAUCUCGUAAGUCAAGCGCCUGGCGAUAUAGAGGUCGGACAGCUUGAGUUCAGAAACGAUGGCCUCCUUUUAACGUUCCGGAUGUACGUCACAACAGUGUAUUUUGAAACAUUGGCGCACGUGUUAAAUGGGAUUGCUAACGAAAUGAGAAUCAAUAUUCAAAGCAUAUCCUUUAAUGCCCUUGUCGAGAAUGGGAGUGCCGAACCUGUCCACUGCCCAGAGAUCAGUGAAGAUACGCCCCGAGGACUCUUUGUUUGGCCAGUGACCAUAACCGGCAACGAAAUUACGGUUACCUGUCCGAUUAAUGCGAAGGAAAAUGCAACUCGAAAGUGUAACUACAAAGCAGAGUGGGAAAGUGCCGCAAUAUCAAAGUGUUUGUUCAAGGACUCGUUUGCCAGAAAAUUAGAAGAAAUGGACAAUGUUUUUGUCACCGACGAAAAUGUACAGGAGCUUGUCAAGAACUUAAGUUCUGCAUCAAACAACUGGACAACGUACCAUGAGCAUCACGUAGACAUCACUGUGAAUGUCCUUGAAAACGUAAUGAAUUACGCUACCACUGGAUUGUCAACUGCAGUUUCAGAGGAUUUAGUUAGCGUUAUCAGUAACGUUAUGAACGUUAACGAUUCUAUUCUAUCAAAGGCUCAAAGCACGGGCAAAACGUCACAGAGAAUGGUUGAGCUGGUUGAACUCAUCGGAGAAAGAGUUAACAGGAGCCGAAAUAAGUUUCAAUCGGUGAAGCAAAAUGUAGCUGUUGUUGCCUUAACAGAUGCGGACAACGAAACUAAAGGAUACACAUUGUCUUUUAAAAGCAACAGCUCUGAUCUAACGGAUUCGGGGGUGAAUGUUGUUGUUGGUGAAGCUGAUGUUGACAACGGAAACUCUGGGAUAACCGUCCCCGGCAAUGCAAGCACACGUAGAAAUAUUACGAUUAGCAUUCUAAAUAAUGAAAAACUGUUUACGUCACAAGAAAGAAGGCAUAAUGUUAACAAGACGGGCAAGAAAGCAAAACAUCGACAUAUUAACAGCAGGGUAAUCGGUGCUAGAGUACCGGGCUUCAAUGUGUCGAACUUGACGACCCCUGUUAGGAUAACGCUGCAACAUAGGAAGAAGGGAGGUAAUGUGACAUGCGUGUAUUGGAGCGAAAAACAACAUUUGUGGAAAACGGACGGAUGUUCUGUGCACAAAACAAAUGCUGAUUACACUGUGUGCCACUGCGAGCAUUUGACUAACUUUGCUCUUCUUAUGGAUAUACACAACACUGGAGAAACGUUAUCGGAUACAGAACGGAAAGUCCUAAAAAUGUUAUCUCAAAUUGGGUGCGGCUUGUCGUUUGUAGGUGCAACACUGACGUCCAUCACACAUUUUAUGAUGUAUUAUUCAAAGGACAGGCUGUUUAAACAAUUCAAAGACAGGUCCUCGGCUGGUCAAACAUCCGUCACCGUGGCUUACCUUUGUGGCGCUAUAAGUGUGAUUGACCUUGUUUUUGUAAUUGGAAAUUUUGGGUUUGCCGAAGAACCACGGUUUUGCAAGGCAAUAGCUGUGGUUUUGCAUUUCGCUUUUCUGUCAGUAUUCUUAUUCAUGGGGGUCAUGUCUGGGCUCCUGAUAUACAAAUUGGUCAGGCCAUUUAAGGCCCAGGGCGAGGUCGGUGGAAGAUACUUUCAUCCAGUAAUUGCUGCUAUUGGGAUCGGUUUACCUAUUUUGGUAAUUGCUGUGGCUAUGUGCGUUAAUAUAUCUGAGAUUUAUGGAUAUCAACCUUCAGGAAUGUGCUGGAUAAGUCGAUUGACAUUUCAAGCCACAGUCAUUCCAGUGGUAUCUAUUAUACUUUCCGAGAACAUUUGCGCUGUUCUGUUGUACUUACAUGUGCGAAACAAGAUGCGAAAGAAAAUGAAUUCGGCGAACAUCGAAAUGCACAAAUGGAAACAAGUCACCGACAUUAUGCUCAAUGCUGUAAAAAUGGCAUUCCUUUUAGGGAUACCUUUUGGGUUUGCAUUUUUCGCAAUAGGCGAUGCAGCAUUUGUUGUACAGAUACUUUUUGUACUUUUCAAUACGUUGCAAGGUGUAUUUAUAUUCAUUUUCUUCUGGAUCAAAGACAAAAAUGCACCAAAAUACUGUAAACACACCCUACUUUGUUUCAAAUCUCCGUACGAACAAAGGCAAUCCCAACAAGCAAGUGAAGAUGUGAGCGAGCUGGCAACUGCCAAGCCAAGCACGUUUGCAUCGACUGCAAACAAUUCUGUCGAACCAGUCCGUGUUCCAGAUUCUGCCGUGGAAAAAGUGGAGGACGAUGUACCAAAGGCAACAGUUUUCAGAGGUGGUUGGAAAUUUUAAAGGAAAAGUAAGUUUCAAUGUGGAUGGCGUUCCACAAGUGUAUUUAAAUAAUCUGACAGCUUCAUUGAGAUCUUAUGCCUUAUCUAUGAAGCUCCUGUAUAAUUCUAAAUGUUCUGCUGAAGCCUUUCUGACAAACCUGUUGUGCCACUUCCGUGACAUUUCUAAUACAACAAAACAUCUAAGCGAAGCAUACCAUCGAACAUAUAGCCCAGUAUUCAGCUGAAUCGUUAUUAAAACGUACUAUCCUGGAUUCGCAAACACCAAAUGGAGAUCGUUCUAUAUAUUUUUUGUUAAGCUCUAGUUGAUCUUAUAGUUUUAUAUCUAUUUAAAAAAUACAAGGUGCUCCUAAAAACUAGUGUCUUUUCUAUAAUUGAAACCGUGUGUGAAGUACGAGGGCUGUUCGUAAAUUUCUUGAACAUGUACUGUUUCUUUAAAUAUAAAUAUAGCUUCAUAUUACAUGUAAUACUGUUCUAUCUUUUCCAAGAGUCACAUAUUUAAAAUAUGUAUUUUGUAGAUAUGCCCAUAUUGAAUUUGAAUAAACUUUGCGAAGGAAAGUAAGGGUAUGAACGUUAGAGUAUUUUGCAAAUUAUUUGUAUUGGAUUUUGAAAUACUGCACGAUACAACUUUCAAAUCAAACAUAACUUAGAUAAAAAUGAUAUUUAGUAACUAACAUGACUCUAUAUAUUUCAUUCUACAUUACCAUUGAUUUUGUUGUUGUUUGUUUUUAUUCCUCUUCAAGAGUAUCUAUGUUGAAUAUCAUAUUCAGUUUUUAACUAUUUUGCAUGGUAGGUUUAAAGUCAACAUGUAUAUAUUUGUAUUCCUAUCGCAGGUUUAGCUAUAGGUUUAUGAGAGAGUGAUGCACCUUGUCAUUUUUAGCUAUCAACAUUCUGCUCUAACAAUAUAAAGGCGUUUAAAUUACAAAUAUUAAUCAUCACUGAAAUAAUGCUUUAUUUAUUACUGUAUUCGGAGUGUUUUGGCAUAUGACUCCAUUUUCUUAAAAUAUUUUACAUUUUCAAAUCAUUUUGAAGGAAAGAUUAGCUAAUACAGGUCGCUUUUAUUUUUGAUAAUGUUUUCCUUAUUUGUUCCCAGUUUUAGUACAAAAAUGCUUUCUAUUAUGAAACUCUAUGAUCACACAGUUUUAAACUUAAUAUUUUUUAAGGCAGACUGUGUGGGAUGUUUAUAGUUUCAAACAAUGACUGCAUUGUAUCUUUGAAAAGUUUUUGCAUUAGGUGCUCUGAAUUGUAUCCCUCCGUCUGCAGAUAGAGCUGGGAUCUCUGAUCAUAGAAGUACUUGGGGUUUACCUAUACGUUUAUUAUUAUGUGUUUCCUCAAGUUAAUGCAUACUUUGAUAAGAUUUACCUUUUGCGUUUUAUCUUUAUUAAGGAUUGUUGGGAUAAGAGUGAGGUUUGUGCACAUAAACUGGUUUAAACCCCCAAUAAAUUUACAUUUUACUGACCGUUCCAAGGCGGUACCUAACAAUUCUUGAUAAACAUAUCUUUCUUUUUUUAUAUAGUAUGUAUGCACUGUGCUGUUUGUGGAGUUUUGUGCUGUUCCUUUAUGUUUUAUGUUUCUUGUUUGUGAUUUUAUGUUCUAUGUCUUUGGUGUUAACCCCGUGCCACUAAACCGGGUCUAUGUUUAAACCUUUUGCUACUGAGCUUGUUCAAACUGACGGUGUAAUAUUGUAAGUGUGAACAAAUAUGCGAUUUCUACUCUAUUGAACAAACAUAUGUAUCCUUUACAUGUGAUCAAACUAGUUAAGUUCAAUACAUGCUUUGUUAAAUGAUAUUGGUUUGUCUCACGUUCGGUAUGUACAUCUUGUGUAAUACAAUUUAUCGUUAAAACGCCGUAACUGUUAAAGGUGCACUCUCACAGAUAUACCAUUUUUACAACUUUUUUUUAUUUGUUUGUCUUGGAAAGAGCAUUUUUUCCGGGAAUAUCUGUAAACCAAUAAUAAAAGAUUGCUGACAAAAAAUCAGAUCGUAGAUUUCGAUAUUUCCGUUCGAAAAUUAAUGUUUUAUGGCUUAAACCGUUACUAACGGUUUAAGAAAAAUGCAUAAAAUAUCAUUUUUUGAACUUAAAUAUAAAUAUCUGCGAUCUAUUUUUUAACAGCAGUCUUAUAUACUAGUAAUUUGAUUCCAUGGAUUUUCGCAAAAUUUGGCUCGUUUCAAGACAAAAUAUAAAAAAGAUGUUAAUACGUUCAAUCUGUGAGAGUGCAGCUUUAAGGGAGCUUUGCAUCGAGAAGUAAAGUUGGUGAACAAGCUCCUGUUCGAAUUAUAAGAGUUUAAGGAUGCAUUAUAAUUUGAGCGAUACUAUACCAUUUAACCUGGUUAUACAACUUUUGAAAUUUACAUGUAGAAAUAGUAAUUGUCCUGCUGUUUGUGAUCAGAUUGAACACUCAUGUAAUAUGUAAUAUUUGAGAUUUCCAUGCAAUUGGUGAUCAAUAACAUUAUUUCUUUGAAUGCAAUUACUUUCUUGAGUUAGGAAAGAAAUAAGUACCAAUAUUAUUUUUUGCACAUCCGUUCUUUAUCUGAACUUUUCUAAAAUUCAUAUUCUGUUUGACCUGCAUACAUGCAAAAUGCAAGAUAAUUGUAUUACGUAUAUUUAUCCAUAAAACGAUUCACAUGUUUAAUGCAAUAUGUUUUCGACUUCUGAGCUUGUUCCUGUAUUUUUCAUUGUUUGAUUGUAUUGUUUAAUGGAAUACAUUAUUGUAAAUAUUUGUUUAUGUUACAGGAAUGACUCUUUUCCGUGUGCUGUUUGUUUCAAUUAUUCACUAGUAUAAAAACAUAGAUGUUUUGACGAGUGUAAAUAUAUAUAUAUAUAAUUUAUAUAUAUAUAUAUAUAGAAGAAUGUAUACAAAUGUAUGUAAAUAAAGCACUG